Messenger RNA from Penicillium argentinense, 1269 nucleotides. Its product is annotated as epoxide hydrolase. The transcript has 4 exons. The record is from RefSeq and is a predicted model, not a curated record. Gene Ontology annotation, molecular function: epoxide hydrolase activity. NCBI's taxonomy places the organism in Eukaryota, Fungi, Ascomycota, Eurotiomycetes, Eurotiales, Aspergillaceae. Gene Ontology annotation, biological process: epoxide metabolic process. The coding region runs from base 1 to 1269 and encodes 422 amino acids.
AUGAGCGCCCCCACACCUUUCACUAUUAGCGUUUCGGACGCCCAGCUCGAGCAGCUACGUCACAAGCUCGAACUAGCUACCUUCCCUGAUGAAAUAGACGCUAUCGGCUGGGAUAUGGGUGUCCCCCUCGAGGAGAUCAAGAGACUGACGAACGUCUGGCGCGAGAAAUUCGACUGGCGUGCCCAGGAGAAGGAGCUUAAUGAGGAACUGAGCCAUUUUACAGUCCCGAUCUCUGUUGACGGGUUCGGGGAGCUGGAGAUUCAUACUGUACACCAACGAAGUGGAAAUUCGAAUGCCAUCCCACUGCUUUUUAUUCAUGGGUGGCCCGGAAACUUCCUCGAAGCAACAAAGCUCAUUCCGUUGCUCACAAAGAAUGAAAAUGGACCGGCAUUCGAUGUGAUCGUGCCUUCGCUGCCGAAUUUUGGGUUUUCGGAGGGUGUGAAGAAGAAAGGAUUUGGUCUCGCUCAGUACGCUGAAACACUCCACAAAGUCAUGAUAGCAUUGGGAUAUGAGGAAUACGUCAUCCAAGGAGGCGACUGGGGCAGCAUGAUCGCCCGCACCAUGUCGCAAUACUACGCCCGACACAUCCAAGCCAUCCACCUGAACUUCGUCCCAGUCAAGCCCCCAUACCCAUGGAAAAGCCCAGUUCGUUUCCUGCAAUCCCUCACGAGCGUCCCCUUUUCCGGAAAAGACCGAGCAUGGAUCGGCCGUACAAUGGACUAUCUCCUGCGAGGCAAUGCGUACUACAAGCAGCAGGAGACUCGACCCCAGACCCUGGGCUACGGUCUAAGUGACAGUCCAGUUGGGUUGCUGGCUUGGAUCUACGACAAGAUGCAUCUGUGGACGGAUGCGUAUCCCUGGACAGACGACGAAAUUUUGACGUGGGUGAGCGUGUACUACUUCUCGCGGGCAGGGCCUACGGCCUCGACGCGAAUCUAUUACGAGGCGUCGGCGCCGAAGAUUGAUGCCUCCACGAUCGAGGCGGAGAAUGGAGAGGCUGUUACCAAGUAUAUGUCCCUCGACCAGCUCUUGAGUGCCUCUGCGCCGUUCAAUGUGCGAUUUGCCGUGGCGCAGUUCCCGAAGGAGAUCAUGAUGUGGCCGAUGGCUUGGUACCAUACAAUUGGAAAUGUGGUCAAGGAGAAGGAGUUUGACCGUGGUGGUCAUUUUGCUGCUUGGGAGGUCCCGGAAUUACUGGCGGGUGAUUUGAAGCAGUUUUUCGGCAGAGAUGGACCGGCAUACGGGGCAGUUCAAGGCAAGGAGGGUUAUUAG